Aspergillus ibericus CBS 121593 is the source of this 1989-nucleotide messenger RNA. Its product is annotated as 6-phosphofructo-2-kinase PFK26. The transcript is spliced from 3 exons. NCBI's taxonomy places the organism in Eukaryota, Fungi, Ascomycota, Eurotiomycetes, Eurotiales, Aspergillaceae. Gene Ontology annotation, biological process: fructose metabolic process; fructose 2,6-bisphosphate metabolic process. Gene Ontology annotation, cellular component: cytosol. The record is from RefSeq and is a predicted model, not a curated record. Bases 1 to 1989 code for a protein of 662 amino acids. Gene Ontology annotation, molecular function: ATP binding; 6-phosphofructo-2-kinase activity.
AUGUCUCAACACACCGAUAUUGCACGGUCGGCCAUCAUGACGUGCGCCUCCAUUCCCGAACACCAACGCGGUGCGUCGGGAAAGACGAAUGGAGCCGUUUCUCACUCGGGACCCGGGAAAGAGGCCAAUCUUAUGCCUCCCGCAAAGACACUGGUCGGACGAGCGCUAGGGAACGAGCUGCAUUCCGAUGCCCACAAGGGAUCUCAGGUGCCCAAGGAUGGUGUCGGCUUUGCCCUAACAGACACUCCGGUUUCUACCGCACCCUCGUCUCCACAAUUUACUGCGAACACCACCCCGUCUACCCCGGGUCGUGUGCGCGCCACUACCCUUGAUAUCCCGGGUCUCACCAAGUCCAAGGUCUCUCCUGAUGGACGUAUCGCUCAACGUGAUGUUGGCUCCAAGCUGGUCAUCGUCAUGGUCGGCCUCCCUGCCCGAGGAAAGAGUUAUGUGACCAAAAAGUUGGCUCGCUAUCUCAAUUGGCUCCAGCACGAUACGGAGAUUUUCAAUGUAGGAGAACGUCGUCGUGUGGCUGCUGGUAAAUCUCCAGCCGUCGCUGGAAGACGCCCUAGUCAUAGAGCCAGCACUAUUCACAGCGAGCUCCUCCCACCCCCGGCUGUUCCGACCAAGAUCCUCGUCAACGGAAAAGAAGAAGAUCCCUCCCAGAGUACCAUAGUACCUCCGAUGAACGCGAGUCCGGCGGAGCAGGAUGCCAUCCGCGAAGCAUCUCCCGAGCCUAUCGACCAGUCGGCCAGCUUCUUCGACCCUAAGAAUCAACUGGCUGUGAAGCUCAGAGAGCAGGUAGCCCUCGACACCUUGGACGAACUCUUGGAUUACAUCCUCGAGCAAGGGGGCAGCGUAGGUAUUCUCGACGCCACCAACAGUACCAUGGAGCGUCGUAAAGCGAUCGUCGAUCAUAUCCGCAACCGCGCUGGUCCCGAGCUCAACAUCUUGUUCCUUGAAAGCAGCUGUGUGGAUCCGGAACUGCUGGAGGCCAACAUGCGCCUCAAGCUGUCUGGCCCUGACUACAAAGAUCAGGACCCCGUGAAGGCACUCGAGGACUUUAAACGGCGUGUGGCUCUCUAUGAGAAAUCCUAUGUGCCGCUUGGCGAGUAUGAGGAAAAGCACAACAUGGCCUAUAUCCAGAUGAUCGAUGUGGGACGCAAGGUUGUGUCUCAUCAGACCCAUGGAUUCCUCUCCUCGCAAGUGGUCUACUACCUGCUGAACUUCAACCUCUCCCCACGUCAAAUCUGGAUCACCCGGCAUGGUGAAAGCAAGGACAACCAGCUGGGUCGCAUUGGUGGCGAUUCGGAACUGAGCGAGAAUGGCCAUCGCUAUGCGCAGGCGCUCAAUCGGUUCAUUGACCACCAGCGGCAGCAGUGGGAGCUGGUUCAGAGACAGAAGGAAAUGCUGAGGCAUCUGCCACCUCGUGCCGGCGACAGCACCCCUCCCAACCCCUCGUACAUCCCGCGAGACCGGCCGCGCAACUUCUGUGUCUGGUCCUCGAUGAUGCAACGCUCGGUGCAGACGGUCGACUACUUUAACGAGGACGAAUAUGACGUCAAGCAGAUGAAGAUGCUUGACGAGCUGUAUGCUGGCAAGAUGGAAGGCUUGACAUACGAUGAGAUUCGCGACAAGUUCGCCGACGAGUACGCGGCCCGUCGGAAGAACAAGCUGUACUACCGCUACCCUGGCCCUGGAGGCGAAGGGUAUCUGGACGUGAUCAACCGGCUGCGUGCCGUGAUCAUCGAGGUGGAGCGGACCACCGACCAUGUCCUGCUGGUCACCCAUCGAUCGGUCGCGCGGGUCCUUCUGGCGUACUUCCGGGGCCUGAAACGCGACGAGGUUGCCUCCUUGGAUGUGCCCCUGGGCAUGCUCUACAUGUUGGAACCCAAGCCGUAUGGUGUGGAGUUCAAGGCCUACCGCUACAAUCCCAGUACCGACUGGUUUGAUUACAUCCCGGACUUCAAAUUGCAGCAAACCAAUUACUAG